AUGGUCAAACGCAAGAGAUCCAGUGCAACUGGAGCCGUGGAUGCUGUGAGGACAUCAGCACUAUUACCAGUCAACCUUGUCUCGAGUGCUUCCAAUAUGAUGGCCCCAGCCAAUGUUCGGCGUAUGAGCUCAAGACACGCUUCGAAGGUCAUCCCUGCGAAUAUCGAUACAAACCCUGAUACGAACUCAAAGAUUCAAGACGCCCCAUGUGCACUUCGAGCCUCACCUGACGCUGAAAUAGCAACAGCGGUCGAUAUCGGGAGUAAGAAGAAAAAAUCGAAAGGGGUUUCUGUCAAGAAUGCGGUAAAUGGAGGGGAUGGCCUUGCAACGCAUUCCGUGCUCCCUAAGUCCAGUCUCCCGACCAGAGGUAUCAAACAAAAUGAUCGAGAAGGAGAGACCGCUGAUCCCGAAGCUGAUGCUGCAGAGAAUGCCGACCCUCAGGAGCUGAACGAGGCUUGGUCUCGGCCGCCACCAGUCAACAGUGCCUAUCUUCCCCUGCCCUGGAAAGGAAGAUUAGGUUAUGCAUGCCUAAAUACCUAUCUUCGUUCUUCGAAUCCUCCGGUGUUUUCCUCACGAACCUGCCGCGUUGCAUCAAUCCUGGAACACCGCCACCCUCUCAAGGAUCCGGCUCAGCCAGAGCACCCGACCAAAAAUAGACCAGACAAAGACCAACCCGCCGAUAUAGCGAGAGGACAAGCCUACGUCGAAGCCCUUGGGAUCGCAAAUGCACGCGAUAUUGUGAAAAUGCUACGUUGGAAUGACAGAUAUGGCAUCAAAUUCCUUCGCCUGUCAUCUGAGAUGUUUCCGUUCGCAUCACAUGAUGUAUAUGGCUAUAAACUCGCCCCCUUUGCUUCUGAUGUCCUAGCAGAAGCUGGUGCUGUUGCAGCGGAACUAGGACAUCGCUUAUCGACACACCCCGGGCAAUUUACUCAACUUGGUUCACCUCGAAAAGAAGUAAUCACUGCAGCAAUCCGCGAUUUGGAUUACCACUGCGAGCUGUUGGACCUGUUGAAGCUUCCAGAACAACAAGAUCGAGAUGCCGUCAUGGUUCUACAUAUGGGAGGGGUGUUUGGCGACAAGGCUGCCACAAUCGCGCGCUUCAAAGAGCACUAUCUCCAACUGCCACAGAAGGUUAAAGAUCGUCUGGUGCUUGAGAAUGAUGAUGUCUGCUACAGCGUCCAUGACUUACUACCUGUAUGUGAGGAGCUCAACAUUCCUCUCGUACUUGACUAUCACCAUCACAAUAUCAUUUUCGAUGCGGAUAAAAUUCGCGAAGGGACAUUGGAUAUAAUGGAUCUCUAUCCACGAAUCAAAGCAACUUGGACUCGGAAAGGGAUAACGCAGAAGAUGCACUACUCUGAACCCACUCCGUCAGCAAUUACAGGGCGGCAACGACGAAAACACAAUCCUCGAGUUGCAACACUUCCGCCCUGUGCCCAGGACAUGGAUCUGAUGAUCGAGGCAAAGGAUAAAGAGCAGGCUGUGUUCGAGCUGAUGCGAACUUUCAAACUACCUGGAUUCAAUACUUUCAACGAUAUUCUCCCGCAUGUGAGAAGCGAUGAGAACAGGCCCCGGAAGCCUCUAAAGAAGCCAAAGAAGACCUCUACUAAAAAGCAGAUUAAAGGAGAAGGAGAAGAAGGACUGGCAGAAUCGGAGGACGAGGAGGAGGAGGCUGCGCCUCAGCAGCAGCAGCCACCUCCACUGGUUCCCGAUGAAGAAGUAGGCAUGGGCGGUCCUGAAGGCCGUGUAUACUGGCCACCUGGAAUGGAGGAAUGGCUACGGCCAAAGAAACGUGAAGUGAAGCCGCGAGAUCCAGAGAAGGUCAAGACCACCGCCGCACGGGCAGCAGCCCGUCGUGCAGAAAAGUCAGCAUGGCAGGCUGCGCAAGAGGCCAACAACAACGACGACGAGUCAGGACCAGCGAAACCGGCGCCGCCUCCUUCCCGGGAAAGAGAGCAGGCCUCGAAACCGAGGAGGCCUCAGCCUGCCCGUGCUUCCAGCGGGCGAACGGCAAGACGCAAGGUGAAUUAUACCGAAGAGGACGAGGAUUAA
Molecule: messenger RNA, 2052 nt
Organism: Exophiala aquamarina CBS 119918
Lineage: Eukaryota; Fungi; Ascomycota; Eurotiomycetes; Chaetothyriales; Herpotrichiellaceae
Exons: 1
Coding region: 1-2052 (683 amino acids)
Biological process (GO): response to UV; nucleotide-excision repair; mitochondrial DNA repair
Cellular component (GO): nucleus; mitochondrion
Molecular function (GO): endonuclease activity
Source: RefSeq, a predicted model, not a curated record